AUAUACAGUGUCUUGUUUACAGGCUCACUCCAUGUGUACACAAAGGCAGAAAACACUGAGUUUAGUGCAGCACUGUUGCCAAGAUUUGUCAAGUCUGGAGAUCAGGGCAACCAAUGGUAUCAGGCUAUUGUUUUGCUUCCCAGCAUGAAUGAGUCUUUUCAGGUGAUUAUAGAAGCAGUUCGUGGUCCUGGAUAUGUCAGUGACAUUGCAAUUGAUGAUGUGAAGAUUGCAAAUGGGAGUGAAUGUCUAGCAUCAGUGACACAUUUACCUUCUCCUACAGAAUCUGUCAAUCAAAAUGGUGGUGGAAAUGAGAUCUAUGACAGCACACAAAGCUGCAGAUUACGAUGCACAAGUACCAUCACUGCACUUACUCGUACAACAGCCGUAGCAUCAGAGACACCUGUAUUUGCAGAGUGUGAAUGCCAUGCGUUAUGUCUGCAAACAGCGACUUGCUGUGUUGACUAUGCAUCAUACUGCAUGCUGGUGACAUUAGAGCCACAGACAGUCUCUAAAUCUGCAGUUAUAAAUCGUCCAUAUCACACUCCUCCGCCUUUACCUCCGCUUCCACCAUACCCAUCAGUAAAAUUGCCAACAUUUCCUCCAAGCACACAGAAGAAUCUUAUCCUCGAAAUGUCUUCAGAACUACCUAAGCCAGUGGAAAAUACAGAAGCGCCACUUAUACAUUACAAACCCGUCGUACCGCUUUGGACACAAGAUGGAUUAAAAGAACAUCUGAGUUUAACAACAGAGUCAAACGGACGUAUCCCUAUCCCAAGUGAUCCUACGCCUUUAAUCUUACAGCCACCCACUGCUGUACACAUACAAAUAAAACCAUUAGUAAUUUCUCAGAGUGAGAAGCCAGCUGUAAGACUUACCACUGUGAAACCAGUAACCACCUCCACUGCAUCACACUUCACGCUGUCCCAUCUCACUGUUUCUGAAAGCCUGAAUCCAGUUGUGACAGAUUUAAACAAAACUGCUGUUACUAAAUCAGUAAACAUCUUAAACAUUAAAACACUGUCCACUGCUUCAACGGCAUUAAACAUGCCAACAGUUCCCAUUCGUAGGAACUCAAGUUUAAUUUCUACAGCUUUACUAGUGCCACGACAAUCUUCCACAACUCUUAAAACAACUCCUGUGACUCAAAAUUAUCCCAGAGUAACUCAAGUAAGAAGUAAACUUGUAGUUUUCUCAAUUCCACCAGUGACAAAGCUUAAACAGACUGCAAGAACAAGUGCAUCAACAGUGUCACCACUCAUCAUUCAUCAUUUCACCACCGUUCCAAGUGAAACUCAGGAUGUCACAGAAAGACUGACCUAUUCUGAACCAAUUACAACACCUCCCUGGAUGACAGUCACAAGAGAUCAAAAAUGGAUACAAGCAAGGAGAGGACCAGAUCCUAGGCAGAAAGAUUUCCUGUCCAUGUCAGGAAUUGUUGGAAUAUUGGUUGCAGUAAUACUGGUCAUUAUUGCAGUGGUGAUUGCCAGUUACUUUGUGGUGAGAAACAGGAGGCAUGUAUACAGGCAGCAGCAAAUGGCAGAUGAUUCAGAUGUUAGAUUCCUCACAUCAGAAGAGGCCCUUGAUUUCAGUCUUGCAAGGCCAGUAGAUAAUGGUGAUGAUUACUUGUGACUCUCGCCGCUGAUAAUUGCGAAUGUUGCUGAUUCUCUUUGAGUCACUCUUUAAACUGGGUUAGUUAAAAAGAAAUGUACCCAUUCUGAAUUAUGACUGAUGGAUGGCCACAAUGGGUAUGUGUGAACAGUUUGUAUUUAUUUGUAUCCAUCUUAGGUUCUGGGUAUUGAUAAUGUUGGAAAAAUGUACAAGCUAACCUAUUAAUAUAGCAUCUUAUAUAGUAUGUAUAAUAUGCAAUCACAAUGAAGUAUUAAGGUAUUAAAAUAGAUGCCAUCAUCAGGGGUACCUCAUGUUCUGAAACUAUUAAAGGUGCUUGUCUAUGCCUCA
Molecule: messenger RNA, 1956 nt
Organism: Zootermopsis nevadensis
Lineage: Eukaryota; Metazoa; Arthropoda; Insecta; Blattodea; Termopsidae
Source: RefSeq, a predicted model, not a curated record